AUGGCAACUUUUCUCAACUUAGUUUCCUUCUUCCUUCUCAUUUGUCAUUCAAGCCUUUCUCUUAUCAAAGCCAGAAAUGGAGGUGGUUUCAGUAUUGAUCUCAUCCAUCGUGAUUCAUUACUCUCUCCAUAUUACAAUCCUUCAGACAUUCCUUUGAAGAGAUGGCAAAAUGCUUUUCGUCGCUCGAUAGCCCGAAUUGAUAACUUCAAACAACCCUUGAAUUCCAAAACAGAUGUCUCAUCAACUGUUGUCUCAAACAAUGGUGAGUAUCUCAUGAAAAUCUCAAUUGGAACUCCACCAGUAGAGAUAAUGGCAAUAGCUGAUACUGGUAGUGAUCUUAUAUGGACACAAUGCAAGCCUUGUCGAGGUUGUUACAAGCAAGUAGCCCCUUUCUUUGAUCCAAAAAAAUCCUCUACUUUUAGAGACCUUUCUUGUGAUUCAGGGUUUUGUGAAGGGCUAGGUAACCAAGGUUCUUGUGUUAGAGAUUCUUGUCAAUACUCAUAUCAAUAUGGUGACCAAUCCUUCACUAUUGGCAAUCUUGCCACAGAUACUUUCACUUUGGGUUUGGGUUCCAAUUCUGGUCGUUUUGUCUCCUUACCAAAGAAGGUAUUUGGUUGUGGACACAACAAUAAUGGCACCUUUGAUCAAAAUGGUUCUGGUUUGAUAGGCCUUGGAGGUGGUUCUCUGUCAUUGAUUUCCCAAUUGGGUUCAUCAAUUGAUGGUAAGUUCUCUUACUGCUUGGUUCCAUUAACAGCUGAGAAUGAGACUAGUAGAUUGAGUUUUGGUGCUCAAGCAGAGGUUUCAGGGGAAAAUGUGGUUUCAACCCCUCUAGUAUCAAAAUCUCCUGCUACAUUCUAUUUCCUUACCCUUGAAGGUGUUAGUGUUGGAGACAAGAAGUUGAGGUAUAAGUCGAAAGCGGCUGAAAAGAAUGAAGAGGAUGGUAACAUAAUCAUUGAUUCGGGUACAACAUUGACAUUGUUACCAUCAGAAUUCUAUGAUGAGAUUGAAAUUGCAGUGAAGGAUGCUAUUAAUCUUACACCUGUUAAUGACCCAGAGUUGCUCGAGUUAUGCUACGAGACUGAUAAGGACAUUGAUGUUCCGAUCACUGCACAUUUUGCUGGUGGCGAUGUGAAGCUGAAUCCAUUGAACACAUUUGUUAGGGUUUCUGAGAAUAUAGUAUGUUUUGCCUUCAUCCCUACUAAUGAUCUGGCUAUCUUUGGUAACAUAGCUCAGAUGAACUUCUUGGUUGGUUAUGAUAUUGAAGGUGGGAAAGUUUCCUUCAAGCCAACUGAUUGUACCAAGCAAUAG
Telopea speciosissima is the source of this 1308-nucleotide messenger RNA. Its product is annotated as aspartic proteinase CDR1-like. NCBI's taxonomy places the organism in Eukaryota, Viridiplantae, Streptophyta, Magnoliopsida, Proteales, Proteaceae. The coding region runs from base 1 to 1308 and encodes 435 amino acids. Gene Ontology annotation, cellular component: extracellular region. The transcript has a single exon. Gene Ontology annotation, biological process: proteolysis. Gene Ontology annotation, molecular function: aspartic-type endopeptidase activity. The record is from RefSeq and is a predicted model, not a curated record.